CGACAACACGGCAUUAGCCCUCAUGUGUUGUCCUUGGCCGGCAUAAAUGACCCAAAGGAGUACUACAACAGCGGAGCUUUGAGUCAACUUUCCUCGAAAGUCGAAAGAGACUGAUCUACUAUAUAUACCAAACACACGGCUUCCUUUCUUCAAGAUUUUGUCUUUUUUCUUUUUCCAAUUUUCCCCAAUUCGAUUUUCCUCUUUCGUUUUCGUAAUUUAUUUUCCAAGUUGAAUACUCACUUUACACAGGUACGCUCAUCUCUUCAAUUUCACCUUUUUUAGUUUUGAUUGUUAAUCGAAAAUUCUUGGUUUUCAUUUUUAGAUAGUAUUUUUAGAUAGUCUUCCAGUUCACAAUUUUGAAUCCGAUUGCAUGAACGCGCGAUUUCUUAUUCCUUUUCUUCUGAACUUUUAAGUUUGUUCAAGGUUUGAAAUUUUCGAUCUGUAGAUUGUGUGUUGAGAUACACGAGGAACCGAUCUGACGUCUAGAUUCAAAAUUUUGGUUGGAUCUCUAUUUCUAGGGUUUUGUAUUGAUCUGAUUUGUAAUUUAUCAAUCCGAACAAAACAAUCAGUUUAGGGUAUAAGAAGUAGGGCAAGAAAUGUUAGAGCAGUUACUGAUCUUCACCAGAGGGGGGUUGAUCCUCUGGACAUGUAAAGAGCUUGGAAACGCUCUAAGAGGAUCACCAAUUGACACCUUAAUUCGAUCCUGCCUUUUGGAGGAACGAUCUGGUGCAGCUUCAUACAACUAUGAUGUACCUGGGGUUUCAUAUACUCUCAAAUGGACAUUCCACAAUGAGCUCGGCCUUGUGUUUGUUGCUGUUUAUCAAAAGAUUCUCCAUCUUUUAUACGUGGAUGACCUUCUUGCUAUGGUGAAACGAGAGUUCUCUGAAAUCUAUGAUCCCAAAAGAACAACGUAUGAUGAUUUUGAUGAAACAUUUAGACAACUCAGGAAGGAAGCAGAAGCACGUGUUGAAGAGAUGAAGAAAUCAAAGCAGGUGGUGAGUAAGCAAGUAAGUAAUUUAGGGAAAAAGCAAGGGCAAAUGCAAAAAUCUGGAUUUGAAGGAGGUAAUAAAAAAAAGAGUGGUGGUGGGGAGUCUGGUAAAGAUGGUUCUGAUGGCGAUAAUGUAAAAACUGUUACAAUGGAAAAUGGUCAUUCCAAUGGGGAAGUAGAGAGUAGGGGUAGAGUCAAUGGUAAAGAAAAUGGUGAUAGUAAUACUAAUGGAGGGGCGUUUGAUGUAAAUAAGUUACAGAAGCUUCGUUCUAAAGGUGGGAAGAAAGCUAAUAACCCUGUUGUUAACAAGGUUUCCAAAGAGGAACCAAAGAAAAAACCUGCAAAAAAGAAUAGAGUUUGGGAUGAUUCACCCAAAGAAACCAAGUUGGAUUUCACAGAUCCUGGAAGUGAAAAUGGUGAUAGUUUCAUGGCUGUUCAACAAGUUGUUGAAGGUGAGAGUAUGAUGGACAAAGAUGAGAUUGUCAGCAGUGACAGUGAAAGUGAAGAAGAUGAUGAUGAAGCAGAGACAGAUAAGAAAGUGGAUUCAAAGAAGAAAGGAUGGUUUUCAUCCAUGUUCCAAAGCAUUGCUGGGAAGGCAAAUUUGGAGAAGGCAGAUCUUGAACCAGCUUUGAAGGCUCUAAAAGACAGGCUUAUGACCAAGAAUGUGGCUGAAGAGAUUGCUGAGAAACUUUGCGAGUCUGUAGCAUUCAGCCUGGUAGGGAAAAAGCUUGCUUCUUUUACAAGGGUAUCAUCAACAGUGCAGGCUGCUAUGGAAGAUGCUCUUGUUCGUAUCUUGACUCCAAGGCGUUCUAUUGACAUUCUGAGGGAUGUUCAUGUUUCCAAGGAACAAAGGAAACCAUAUGUUGUGGUGUUUGUUGGAGUCAACGGAGUUGGAAAGUCAACCAAUCUUGCCAAGGUGGCUUACUGGCUUCAACAGCAUGACAUCAAUGUAAUGAUGGCUGCAUGUGACACUUUCCGUUCAGGGGCAGUUGAACAGCUUCGCACUCAUGCCCGUAGGCUCCAGAUCCCUAUAUUUGAAAAGGGGUACGAGAAAGACCCUGCAAUUCUGGUCGAAUGCAGGACAAUGAACCUUUUGAUGCGUGCACUAUCGAAGCUUAUAUACGUGAACAGUCCGGAUUUGGUGCUUUUUGUGGGGGAAGCACUGGUGGGGAAUGAUGCGGUGGAUCAGCUCUCCAAGUUUAAUCAUAAACUAGCUGACCUGUCACCCUCACCUACCCCCAGGUUGAUUGAUGGGAUCUUGCUUACAAAGUUUGAUACCAUAGAUGAUAAGGUUGGAGCUGCACUAUCGAUGGUUUACAUAUCGGGAGCACCUGUGAUGUUUGUAGGAUGUGGACAGUCUUAUACAGACCUCAAAAAGCUCAAUGUUAAGUCCAUCGUCAAGACCCUGCUUAAAUGAAUCAACUCACUUGUGUGAUGUGUCUGCUGCUUUGUCUAAUGUUUACUUUUGCUUUCGGUGUGUUUAAACAAACAGCUUUGUGAUUUCGACUUGGUUUGAUGUUUUGUGGUUGGUUUGUUUUAUUUGCCUUGGUUGCUGUGAAAUUAUUUAUCUUUUAGUGCAAAAUCAGCUUUGUAGCUCAUUUUUUUCUCAUUAACAGAUUUUUCCCAACAGUUAAAGGGAGAAUUGCUAUUUACGGCGUA
Molecule: messenger RNA, 2647 nt
Organism: Lactuca virosa
Lineage: Eukaryota; Viridiplantae; Streptophyta; Magnoliopsida; Asterales; Asteraceae
Source: the annotation of a GenBank genome assembly